Selaginella moellendorffii is the source of this 1106-nucleotide messenger RNA. RefSeq lists its product as uncharacterized. Gene Ontology annotation, biological process: exonucleolytic trimming to generate mature 3'-end of 5.8S rRNA from tricistronic rRNA transcript (SSU-rRNA, 5.8S rRNA, LSU-rRNA). The record is from RefSeq and is a predicted model, not a curated record. The transcript is spliced from 6 exons. The coding region runs from base 37 to 966 and encodes 309 amino acids. Gene Ontology annotation, molecular function: nucleic acid binding; 3'-5'-RNA exonuclease activity. NCBI's taxonomy places the organism in Eukaryota, Viridiplantae, Streptophyta, Lycopodiopsida, Selaginellales, Selaginellaceae.
UUUACGAAUUUAGGUUUAUCCGCUCUCUCGAUUUUUAUGGCGCUAGGCUCCAGGGUUUUGGGCAGUGGUCGCGGAUUUCUCUCCACAUUCUCUUUGAAAAGGCAAUCCUAUUGCCAGGCAUCUCGCUCCGACGAAGCGACUCCAUCGAUCUCUCCGUGUGGAGCUCCAAAUCAUGGAAGGUUUGAGGACCUCUCGAGGAGAAGAAAGCCAAUGUGCUUGUACUUCACGCAAAAUCGUUGCCAGUAUAUGGAUAGCCCAGAACACCUGGAGAAAUUUUCUCACACAUUCCCGGAGCUCGAUCCCGUGGUUUUGGACGCUGCCCGGCCUCUACCACGCCAACCAUUCGACAAAUUUCUCGUGCUUGACUUGGAAGGCAAGGUCGAGAUUCUAGAGUUUCCAGUAGUUUUGCUGGAUGCGAAAACACUCACGGUGGUGGACAGGUUUCACAGAUUCGUGAGGCCUUGCGAGCUCAAGGGUUCCCGGUUGCAAGCUUACAUUGCUGGAAAGUAUGGACGCUGGAAAUUGGAGAGGCUUUGGGAGGAUACAGCCAUUCCUUUCCAAGAAACACUCCUCGCGUUUGAGGACUGGCUGGAGCAGCAUUCUUUGCGUGAUCCUGAGAGCCAUUUACUCAAGAAUUCUGCCUUUGUCACCUGUGGAAACUGGGACAUCAAGACAAAGAUUCCAGAGCAAUGCAUCACGUCGGGGAUUCCAUUGCCGAGCUAUUUCUGCGAAUGGAUAAACCUGAAGGACAUUUUCCUCAACUUUUACAACAAACGGGCUCCGGGGAUGCUGUCCAUGAUGAGAAGCUUGGACAUGAGAGUUCAAGGCUCGCAUCACUUGGGACUGGACGAUGCGCACAACAUAGCUCGAAUCGUUCAAAAGAUGGAGUCGGACGGAGCUGUUCUAUCCAUCACUGCCAAAAGGCGAGGCAAUCGAGUAGAGUUUUUGUUUCAAAAUAGAGUCUGACAAAUAAGAGUUCCACCAUCUUGCAAUCUAUGGUGGUGAUCAAUUUAUUGACUUUCUAACGCCGUUGUACCGCCUGCUACGCGGACCUGGGUUUGAUCUGAACGGUGAAAUUCGAAAAAACACAGUGAUUUGUUUGAGCC